Messenger RNA from Phytomonas sp. EM1, 729 nucleotides. Lineage: Eukaryota; Euglenozoa; Kinetoplastea; Trypanosomatida; Trypanosomatidae. The record is from the annotation of a GenBank genome assembly.
AUGCCGAGGCUUGUGCAGGAAAGUCCCUCCGUUGCGAGAAAGGACAAAGAAUAUGUUUUCCCGACCUACUCUCUGCGAGCGAGAGGUCUAAGCCCGCCCUAUUGCAUUGUGUUACUCUGGGAACGCAUGUUACAGAGCUAUUUUAGUUUUUCUCAGAGUGGGGCACCCUCGUUUGUGAUUGACGGCCUUGAGCAAUACAAGUGGAAUCAAUUGUGCUAUUCUAAUUUUGCCAUCAAAGACAGUCUGUGGUGUUCUGGGUUUAAUGAUAAAAAUGGUGUCGAGGCGCUUAUAUUUCAUUUUUAUUAUCUUAAUGAAGACUUUGACACGUUUUCCUGGAUUAUCGCCUUUUGCCUCAUAGACAGACUUCAGCUCAUGCAUUAUGUCCAUUACAGUCUCCGUGAUGUAGGCGUUUGCGAAUCCACAAACGGAAAUAAUGAUAUGUUCCGUUUAUCAACCAGUUAUCUCAUUCAUACUUUGUUUAUUAUGUACUCCUUGGCCUCUAAGUGCCACCUUGAAUAUCACGUCUCGCUUAACUUCUUGUCAUUUUCACUCCCACUUCCUGGUAUCCAAAGGCGUAGAAUUCUUCGCGUAUCUGCCCGGUUUGAGAGAUACCUUUUACAAAGUCUGAACUACAACUGCUACGUCAGUGAAAACCAAGUAAAUCAGCUCCUUGACGAGUUUCUAACUUUAUCCGAGCGGAAAUGCAUCUUUGAAAGCGGUACGCGCUGA